AUGUUUCAACUUCUGUUAGAACUUUCCCUACUUUAACACAUUUCGUCGCAUUUGAAGAAUAGAUUAAGGCUGACAACAGAUUGUCUUCCACACUGAUGCAAAGUCUUUAAACAUUUUUUUUUUCACAGAGAAAAUAAACACUAUCAGCCUUUCAUUGUACCUAGUGGAAGUUAUAGGCUCACAAGAUCUCUGGUGUAAUAUAAUUUAUCAGCCCAUCUGUCUUAAUCAAAGAAAACAAAACAUCCUUAACAAUGAACCUAACCCUGACAAUAGUCCAUAAAACAAACAAAAUGAAUAAUUUACUACAGAUACAGGGAAAUGUCUGCAGUUUGCCAGACUGUCACUAUCACCUUUCUUAAAGAUGGGUGUUACCAAGGCUUUUUUCCAGUCCUCUGGUACUUGGUGAGAUGAUAGGGAUUAUCUAUUACUAAGGAGAGAGCUCCAAGGGGACUAUUAGAUAACGACCAUCAGGCCUUGUGUGGCGUAAGGUUGUUUAUAAUUGCUUAGCAAUACCAGCAGUUGUUGUUGAACUGGGUGGCAUUCAUAGAUGGCGUACGGUUAGGCGUACUGUUAGGGUUAAGAUUUUCUUGUGCUUGUAUGUGGAAUAAAUCGCUUGAUACCAGAAGUCAAUUUCUCUUGAAAACUAAACCACAAAUAAUAUCAUUUAUUGACAGAUCACGGGCAGUAGAAUGCACGACACAGUCUACAUGUGUUCUUUAAGGCAUCCCAGUCUGUUUUUCUAUGCAAGGCAACCAUCCUGCAUUUUUGUUUGUUGAGUGUUACUUUGAUUUUAUACCCUCAGCAAACACAGUAUCAUCAUCACUAAUACUUUGGAUGACUUGAGUCUUAAUGAUAAACUGUUGUUAGUUAUAAACAAGUCUAAGACAUUAGUUACCCUGACUGGUUAACCUGGUUAUAAGUUAGACUAAGCUAUGGUCGUCAAGACAAUCAGCGAAUUUUCAGGUUAGCUCUGGGUAACGAUACAUUGGAAAUAGGCAAUUGUGCUUCCAGUCAAAUCCAGGGAAGUUUAUGUCUCUUGCUAUCCAGAUAAUUAUGUCAUGAGGUAUAGCCACCAAUCUGUUGGAGUAAUCUCUCAAAGUUUUUUAAACUUAUGGCAUCUCCUUCAUUCAGGUUAUAAAAGGCACAAACUUACAAGGUCUUACACCCCACUACAUGUACUGUAUGUUGAUAUUAACCAAGAGGAUUUCACACUUAGUCUCUAAAGUAUAUUCCCAGGGAAAGAAGUUAUAGCAACCAAACAUUUGGGGUGGUAGCAAUCCAAAUCAACGCACAUUCCACAACUGACAUUAAGCACACUCUACACACAUUCCACAACUGACAUUAUGAACUCUCUCCAUAAGGAAUGAAAAUCCGAAAUAGAGUUUUAGCUUAAGUAUACAUAUAUCAGCUCUCUUCCUGAGCUCUUCAAAAAAAUCAUUUAUUGACAGAUCACAGGCAGUAGAAUGCACGACAGAGUCUACAUCUGUUCUUUAAGGCAUCCCACUCGGUUUUUCGAUACAAGGCAACCAUCCUGGAAUUUUGUUUGUUAAGUGUUGCUUUGAUAUUAAUACCCUCAACAAACACAGCAUCAUGAUCACUAAUACCUCGGAUGACUUGAAUCUUGAUGAUAAGACUGUUGUUGUUAGUUAUAAAAAGUCUAAGACAUUACAUGUAAUUAGCCCGCAUAAGAUUGCUUAUAAGUUAGACUAAGCCAUGAUCAUCAAGACAAUCAGUAAAUUUUCAGGUUAGCUCAGGGAAACGACACAUUGGAAAUAGGCAAUUGUGCUUCCAGUCAAAUCCAGGGAAGUUUACAACGUGUAUGUCUCCUACUAUCCAGAUAAUUAUGUGAUGAGGUACAUGUAUUACCACCAACUGUUGGAGUGAUCUCUCAAAGUCUUCUAAACUUAUGGCAUCUCCUUCAUUCGGGCUAUAAAAGGCACAAACUUACAAGGUCUUUUACAUUAAUAGUCUCUAAAGUAUAUUCCCCAGGAAAGAAGUUAUAGCAAUCAAACAUUAUUUUUGGGGUGGUAGCAAUCCAAAUCCAGGCACUUUCCACAAAUGACAUUAUGCACACUCUAUGCACAUUGCACAACUGACAUUACGCACUCUAUGCACAUUGCACAUCUGACAUUAUGCACACUCUAUGCACGUUGCACAACAGACAUUGUACAUGUGCACUCUAUGCACAUUGCACAACUGACAUUAUGCAUGUGCACUCUAUGCACAUUGCACAACUGACAUAAUGCACACUCUAAGCACAUUGCACAUCUGACAUUAUGCACACUCUAUGCACAUUGCACAUCUGACAUUAUGCACACUCUAUGCACAUUGCACAACAGACAUUACACAUGUGCACUCUAUGCACAUUGCACAACUGACAUUAUGCAUGUGCACUCUAAGCACAUUGCACAACUGACAUUAUGAACUCUCUCCAUGAGGAAUCAAAAUCCGAAAUAGAGUUUUAGCUAAAGUAUACACGUACCAGCUCUCUUCCUGAGCUCUUUGAAAAAAGCUAUAAAAGCAACUGACAAAGGAUCCAACAUUUUGGUUCUGAAACUGGUCUUGCAUCUUGUACUAGCUUCAAACAGUUGUAUUUGGAACUCUGCCAUGGCACAACAAACAGCUUCUGACCAUCCAGGAGAUGAUUGCCAUUUUAAGAAGUAUGGCGGAUAGCAGUGCUCCCACAAUAUCACCGAUCAAGUCAUCCAAGUGAUCACGUGAUCCUGACAGUCCAGAAACAGUGAUUCCAGACUCACAGGGCUCCAGCCGCCAAGAAACCAAAAACAUAUCAGACAGAGGGUACCAAAACCAUCCGCAAUCGACUUCUUACGCUGGAAACCAGACGAGCCAAAUGCAAAAGGUCAUUACAAGUCCUGAGGGAACACACAAAGAACUCUACAUGCCCAUAUGCAUAUGGUUUACAAUACAGGCUGAGACCACAUAUACCUAUUGUACAGUUCGACAGAGAAUUCCAGACCAACUUGGACCAGAACGGUCGCCCAGCCAAUGCAGAACUAUUAAUGCUGAUGAUAAAACAGCAGAAAAAGAACUUACAUGUCCAUGUAACAGCUAACAAUGAGGCUUAAUCCAGGCCCAACAGCAGUUACUACAAGACCUGUAUCUGUUGUAGUUCAGUUUGCACUUUGGUACAAUUUGUUUUUGUACCAAUACAGAAUAUAUUAAACUGGUACAAAAUAUUUUGUGCUAGUCCAAUUUUUAAUUUCAUAGUACAGUUUGAGUGACACCUUAUCGAGGUCUAACCAAUUACAGUUGGGUUUGAUGCCAAAUGACGUCACAUUUUCGCUUCACUUCAUCACGCCAAGUUUGUACAGAUUAGAAAGCAAAGGUCACAAGAAGAACAACCAUGUAUAACCAUAUAAGCUAGAUUAGCUAAUUUAUUAUUUAUCAUUGUCAUUUAUCGCCUGCAUUUCCACUGAACUUGAGCCAUAUUUAUAGAAAUAAGCACCAUACAGAAUUACAUUUACUUUAACCAAAACAAGGAUUUACAAAAUUUCAAGCAAUAUACUGACAAGAAAGUGAGCUUGCGAGCAACUGCAAAAAUUUUGGGAGCCAAGCAAGCGAGCACUCGUUUAAAUUUUGCAAGCAGUUAAAAAUUUUCAUGGACCAUUUAUCACCACUAACAGAGCCAGACCCAGGUCCAGGACGUAGAAAACUGCACCUAUUAAGAAAGUUCAGCAAACUUGUAAUCUCGCCUCCAUGCAAGCUCAACUAUCUGAGCUACAGAAAAUGUUUUGUAAAGACAGUGAAGCAGUCAAUGUAAAUAAACAAGUUCAACAGUAUACUGGUGUGUCUUUUCUUGACUCAAAGGAUUUCAUAAAAAGUCGAUAAUUAUAUUAAAAAGGGUCAGAUAAAUAAGAAACGCUCUCCAGACUUAAAGGUCUUAAAUUUAUACCAACCCCUCCUGUUCCUAGCUCUAAUAAAUCCUUAUUAAAGGAUUUCAAUAAUUUCACUAUGCUCCUUUAGAUACAUAAUGAUUGUAAUAUCUCAGCGAACAAGAGAAAAGCUAUCGGCUCACUUGAAGGUAAUAGCAAAAUCAAUCUUUAAAAAGCUGAUAAAGGAACAACUACACUAUGAACUAUGAACACCGUCACAAAAAUAGAAGAAGGCUCACAACAAUUAUCUGAUGAUAAAUUCUACAAGCCUCUUACAAAUCCUAUUGUGCUAAACACUGCCCAAAAAGUGAAUUGAAUAGUCAACGAACUAUCCCUUCCAGGCAAUGUUGACACAAUGAAUCAAAUGGUUAACAAUCGGCCUUAACCAAAAACGCAUACCAGAAUUUUACACGCUGACAAAAAUCCAUAAGAAAAUACCAGUCAGCUGCAGACCAAUCUUUUCUGGUAGUAGCGGCCCUAGUGAGCAUAUCUCCAGUUUUGUUGACUCACUAUUACAACUUAUCACACAAAAACAGGUGUCAUAUUUGAAAGACACUACCGAUUUCAUCAACUUUAUUGAAAACAUGCAAAUCUCUAACGAUGUAGUUUUAGCCACUCGACAUGUGACUUACCUGACUACACAAACAUCCCUCAAACAGAGGGUAUUCACAUUAUUUGCCAUCAUUAUGAAAAGCACUACGAGCAUAAUUUGCCAAUUCCCACAAACGAUUACGGAAGCUUUUACCGCUCAUGCUCAAAGAGAAUUAUUUCAAAUUUAAUGAAAGACACUUCAUACAAACACAAGGCAUCACUAUGGGAACUAAGAUGGCAGUUGCUUUCUCUGUUAUUUUUAUGGCAGACAUAGAUAAAUGACUGCUAAUCACUCGUUGUUGAUGAUAUCUUUUCACUGUGGGACAUUUCAACCAAAGAAGUUUACAAUUUUGUUGACUUCACUAACACAUUCCACCCUACAAAUAUCAAGUUUACUUGUGAAAUAAAAUCGUCCGAAUGCACUGUUUUUCUUGAUAAUGAGGUUUUUAAGCGUAGUUUAAUACUAAAACAAGGAAUGACCUACAAUGAUCUACAAAUUAUGACCUACAAUGAUGUACAAUGACCUACAAUGAUCUACAAUGACCUACAAUGACCUACAAUGAUCUACAAUGAUCUACAAUGACCUACAAUGAGCUACAAUGACCGAACGUGUAACCCCUGUAAUGAGCUAAAAUGAAGAUUUUAGAAAAAGACAAAAAAAAAAGACCAGGGGACAUGUGUCGUAGUUACUAAAACAAGGAAUAACCUACAAUGACCUACAAUGAUCUACGAUGAGCUACUACGAGCUACAAUGAGCUACUAUGAGCUAAAUGAGUUAAAGUUAAAGUCCUACAAUGAGCUACAAAAUGACAGACACUGAUGUUUGUCUUGUGUCACGCUUGGAUGUGACACUAGGCUCAUAGUAUUAAAUUGCCAAGCACAUUUUGAAAAGGCAAAACAAAAAUUGUGCCUGAUCUCAGGUAACUUGAGAAACUUGAAAAUAGAUUAUUGCAAUCGCAUUUUUACUGGUAUAGCACUAUUAUACCCUGUAUUGACGGAAGUCAUGCAGGUACUUCCUCAUUUGGCCUAGAUGGGUAUGGGCCGCUGAGCAGGAUAUGGAUUUUACUAUUUAGCAUUACAAACAGAGCAUCCUGUUGGACCGAAAGCCAUUUAAAGGGUCUUAUGAUGUCUUAUACAGGCCAGGGUACUUAAAAAAAAUGAACAAUUUUUCUUUUGAACAGGGUCAGAAUUUGAAGGCCUCCUUUGUUCAUCUCUACCCUUACGUCCCUUGAAGAUCCCCCCGGAUCGACUGCUGGGGUGACUGUAUUUGUUCAAUUUGUUUGAAAAAAAGACAAGACAAAAUAAAACUAAUGCGAAAAGUUGCAAGGGAUGGUUUGGACAAAAGUCACAGUAUCAUCAUACAUAUAUUGUUACACUGUAAAUUUAUCUCCAAGCGUAAUAAUCAGAGAUGCUGUCAUCGUUAAAUGGGCUGUCAUGCAGUAGACUAAACGCGUUACGUUUAUGCACACAUGUCCCCUGAUCUUUUUUUUUUUUUGUCUUUUUCUAAAAUCUUCCUUUUAGCUCAUUACAGGGAUUACACGUUCGGUCAUAGUAGCUCAUUGUAGGUCAUUGUAGAUCAUUGUAGGUCAUUGUAGGUCAUUGUAGGUCAUUCCUUGUUUUAGUAACUACGGGUUUUUAAGGGACCUCACCUUUCAACUCAUAAAAUACUUGACUUGCAAACACAUUUCAAGCCUACUGAAACUUUUCAAUAUACACACUUCUCAUCUUGCCACCCUUCAAACUGCAAAAAGGGUAAAGGAGAAGCACUACAUGUACAGCUGCUUCAUCUACCACAAAAAUUUUAUCUUUCGUUUCAGCCAUUUUGAAUCCCAUCCCAAAACAGUUAAUAUCUAAGGAUAUUCUGAGUUACAGGAGCCAAUCAGAACGCACAAAAUUUGCUAUCCACUGUUUUGGUGAAUACUAAUUUUGGUUAAGUUUAUGAGCCGAGAUCUGUGAAGAGUUUACACAUUUUGGUGAUGCAGUUCCUUGAGGCAACUUUACCCAGGUACUAGGACCUUCAAUGGAACCUGAUUCACACUGUUUCCUAACCCUUAUCACUAAACAUCAGAGUCAUUUGGCAUUAAGCGGCCCUUCAGCGUUCUCUAAAAUACCUCUGUGAUCGAUAUAUGUGCAUUAAAAGAAUCCAUAAGCAAAGGAAUAUGGCUAACGUUUUUUUAAGCAUUAUUUUCUUCCCAUAUUUUCUGCAAAACGAACCUGUAAUCUAGGGACAGCUCCGGUAAAGAAAAAAAAUACCUUAGCCAAGAGUCGAUGGUUAAAGUGCUACUUUAACUCAUUUCAUUGCGUGUGAAGCAUAUAUUAUGGCCAACAGCCGAUAAGUUUCUCAUAAACUGCCGCAAAGUCUCUUAUUGUUGGCCUUGUAGAGUUGCUUUUCCCUACAUUUGCAUGAGGAGAAUUGGUCACGAUUAACCAGCUGUAAACAUUUUAAACAAUCAUUUUUUCACAGAGGAAGUAUCACAUAAUCAACUUUGCACAAGCACAGUGCAUGCACUCGAGCACAUGUUCCUCUGUGACCCGGAGCUUGUAUUCCUAGAGAGUUGGAAGAUUAUUAAAAACAAGUGUCUUAAAAUGAUGCGUAUCUUUACAGGAAGUAAACAUAUCAGCCUUUCAUUGCACCCAGUGGAAGCUAUGUUGCUUGGAAACCUUAAUGCAGCUCGACAUCACAAUCAAUGACGUCACUGCAACUACGUGUAAAUAUUUAUAUAUUAAAUAUAAUAUUUAAAUAUAUUAAAUAUUAUUUCGACGCAAAAGGUCGACAACAUAAAUGUAAACUCUCUCCAUGAGGAAUCAAAAUCCGAAAUAGAGUUUUAGCUUAUUUCAGUCAUAUAUUUCAGUUAUUUAUCAACAGAGCAAUGAUCUGCACUGGUGAUCAUGACCUGUGACCUGUGACGUGUAUCCUGUACCUGACAAAUUUCAUGUUUGACCUUAAUUUAUACCAGAUCUCCUGGAUUUACUUGAUCGAUGAUUCAAACCAUAGGCUUAAUCCUUUAAUUACCAUUACCAAUAUUACUUGCUUAUGAGACCAUAGUUUCCUGCGGAAGAAUCUUAAAUUUAAGCUUAAGUUAACUUAAGCUAAUCAAACAUAAACUUACCUCUCAAGAUCCGUGUCAGAUUUUUCACUUCUGCCAUGUCACGUGCGUGAAUUUUUAGAUCAUGAAGAAAGCCAAGUGUUGACGAGUAAGUAAAAGAACUGUUGAAGCUCAAAUCCGAGUUCCAGAAGUCUAACUAUGUUAUUUUAGAUCCAAUUUACUACACACGUGUUCUAUCUGGUCAAUAAUCCGUCGCCAUAUUGGUUUAGUUGAGAACCCAGUCUCUUGAUUGGCGCGUGCGUCUCGCGCGCGGGAUUUUGCACUACUCGUUUCGCGUUUCUCGACUACUCGUAAAACGCGCUAAAUGGAAUCAGGAAAAUAAACAUUUUCAUGCCUAUUUCUUGUUCAUUAGCUUUCGCGAUUUAUGAGGGAGAUGAAUAGUAAAUAUAAGUUCUAACAGUGACGAGUACUUCAACUGAGUAAUGAAACCAGCACAUGAGGAAUGGGAGUGCUGAAACCCAUAUGAGCUUAUGUGAACGCAAUAUGGUUCGUGCAUGCCUGGGAAUCGAAGCAAGAUUUUCAAUGUGAAAGUAAUCCAUAACCCUUCCAACUGCGAGCCUUUAAGUAAAAUAGGCAGCCUCUUGACAUGGAAACUAUUCCAGGAGCUAGAGUCCGCGGUUCACUGGUCAGACGGUUAUAUCAUGCUGAUUGGUUUGUCGCUGUGCACUUGCUGAUGUUUCAUAUUCUGAUGAUCCCUAAUAAGGAUAGUCUGCUACACAGCCGUUUUUAGUGUCGUCACGCAACGCUCCUUAGUGGGGAGGAGCGUUGACGCCCCUGGGUCGAAACAGCUGUCUGCCAACACCCGGGUGAUACGGCUUUGCACAUGCGUUAUGUACUGGUCAGGCCGUGGGUUGAUGUACGUGUGCCAAUUGCUGUUAAGUUUGCUAUAAUCGGCGUAGGAGAACGCAACUAUUGUAGAUACCUUCUGAACUUUUCCAGUAGUGGGGUGGUUUCAUCGAAAUAAUUGCGCUAUUGCGUUUGACACCCGCGCUCAAUUUUGAUGAGGGCUCCGCGCAAAAGAAUAAAAAAACAAAAUAGUGUUGGAAAUUACCUUCAUGGCAGGUGAAUAAAUUCCAUUUUUACCCGGGCCAAGCCGAGGGCUGGCACCGGUCUUAAAAUGCAGACGGUUUCUGUCGUUUUUUCAACGUUACAUUGUUAGGGAUAUACCGCUGACUGAAAUAUAUCGCUGGCUCAUUGAAAUCUUAUCCGCCGUUUUGAAAAGCACGAGGUAUGGAGGACAGUCAAGAGAAAGAUUAUAGCUUUUGGGGAACGACACGUUCCCCAACCUUUACGAUUCACUAGUUUAUGAGCGAAAAAAAAAGAGUGAAUAUUUGGAGAGACAAAUUUACGAGCGAUCACUUAAGAGUGAACCUUCCAUCGUGAAACUUAUCGAGAAUAAAAGCGACUUAUCAAAGCUAUCUACAUUGAGUGAACCUUCCAUCGUAAAAUUUAUCGAGAAUUAAAGCGAACACUUAUCAAAGCUAACUUUAUAUCAUCUUAAAAUACGUGCUACAAGGCGAUCUAGACGUGCUCGUGAACCGAGCAGAAUUCCACUGCUGUUUCUAAGAGGUCUCAACAAGAAGAUUAGCAUGUUGAAGAAAUUUGUCUUCAAAAAGAUUUCAACGAUUGACAUACCGAAGCUCAGGGGCCCCACUCACAUAUUUUAUUGAUGGGGGGGGGGGGGGGGGGGGCCCGCAAAGGUUCUUUUUUUUAAACAAAAAAAACCCCAACUUAAAAAUUUUUCUACCCAAAAAAAACCCCACUUUUUUUAGCAUACCCAAAAAAAUCCCUCAGUGUUUUUGCAAAUUUUAUUAUUUAUCUUCUGAAGUAACUGAGUCAGCGACACAUCAUUGUAUGGGUUCAUAAAACCACUUUGGCAAGCUUCUUCAUACAACAAAAAUGGGAUCACAACUGACUGGACCUCUUAGCUCUUGCUGGAACUCAACAGCAUUGACUCCCGGUUUGAGUUUAGUUUACAAAAUCAGUUUUCCUUGCCUUUAUUUUUACCUAGCAACGUGAUCAUUUGAUAAUAGAUAUAUAUCAGCGGGUAAACAUCUAAUUCAUAAAAUGUUUACUUUGUAUACAAUGUUUCCAUUGUGGUCUUGAUGACUAGCUUGAAAGGCCUUGAAUUACGUGACCUAUUGAAUAUUUCUCUCUGGAUUAGAUGCGCCUGGAGUGCCGGUAAUUACUUUUCAAAUAGAUUACAAUCUCAGAAAUAUCCCGAGUAAUACCACACAAGCAGUAAAUUGCGCUUAUGUUAUUGUUGAUUUGAGCUGAUGAAAAAUAUAAUAACCAAAAAAAUCCCUGUGUUGUUUUCGCGACCCAAAAAAAUCCCUUUCAUAGACCCAAAAAAAUCCCUUUUGGCCAAAAUGUCAGACCCAAAAAAAUCCUUCCUUCAUAUAGUAAUAAUUAGACCUUUUAUGCAAAAUCACAGCUCAACAAUGCAGUUGAUCUCUCCUAUUUCCUUUGAGAAUUUGAUGCAGUCAAGAUUAGGUGAACUUGGUUUACAAUCAAUAGAUGUUGACGUAGCCUGCGUAGCUGGCGGUAUUGUGUGGGUGCGAGAAAGUUUUGACGGCGGAGCCGUGUUCCAAAAAAAAGGAGUAGGGACGAGGCGGUUGAAAUACCGCCUGCCAGAAAACCCCGGUAUUUUGAAUGGUCCGCACACCAGUGUGCGGGGAACGGAUUGGUCGAGGGCCAUACAUAUGUCAAUCAUGUUAGAUAAGCCUUCGCGUAUAUUUCCCAAUUUAGGGAGCAGAUGGCAAACUGGAGAAGACGUACAUGUAAAGUGAUUGUGAUUUCCGCUUUAGAAAGAGCAUAAUUGAUGACCAAAUUGCCGAAAUGGCGUCUUUAAACUUCACAGCGCUGGAAUUGUCUUAAUCUAGCCGUAAGAAACAAAGGUCAAAGAAAAUUAAAACACUUUACAACUGCAUCUGAGAUCAAAUCCUAUCAGGAACACCUACAGAAGAAUAAACCACCGGAAAUGGUUACUCAGUAUGCAUGUAUAAGCAAACCAGCUUCAUGACCUUUUAAUGUUAAGCCUAGUGUUGCAAAAAAAGAUUUACUCAGUCAAAGUUUAGAAUGAUACAUGCACUGUGUAGUGCUAGUAACCUUCGAGCGAGAGCCGAGAAAAUAAAAAAACCUCUGUUCAAGCAAACUCACAAGGUCACGUUUCACAUUGUCACGAGCGUAGGAGUCGUGUUUAGCCUGUCAACGCUUAUUUCCCUAAUUGGGAUCAGCUAACGUGACAAAAGUGGGCGGCAUUCGAAAAAUCAUGGUUCUCUGGCAGGCGGUAUUUCUCGCGGCUUCGCCGCUCGUGACGGCUCCGCCGUCAAAUCUCACUCGACUAUAUUACAACGGCUCCGCCGCCAAAUCUCACUCGACUACUACACAAUACCGCCAGCUACGCAGGCUACUGUUGACGGUGCAGGUGAUUGUUUCUUAAGAUCUGUAUCACAUCAAUUAUAUGGCAAUAGCAACCAUGAUAUGCAUAUACGUACUGCUGGGGUUCAAUUUAUGAGAGACAACCCAGAGAGAUUUAUUGAGAGCAGUACCAAAAAUUCAUGGCUAAGAUAUCUGAAUAAUAUGUGUAUUCAAGGUACAUGGGCUGAUGCACUUAUCAUUCAAGCAGUUGCAGAUGCAUUAAAUGUUACUAUACAAAUAGUAGAAUCUAAUCAAGGCUUUGCACCACUUACUACUGUUUACCCAGUUCAGGAAAGAAAUACUUCCUCUACAAUUACUAUAGGUCAUAUCGAUGAAUACCACUAUGUAUCAACCACUGCCUUACAAUCAAAUGGCUCCAUUUCAGUGUGCAGUGAAUUAACAAAUGAUACUUAGUCAUCAAUAAAUAAGCAUUUUAUUCUGUCCAUAUAUGCAGUUUGUUUCUCUGUCAUCAAAUAAUGCACUUACUGGGAUUCUUCAACACUACAGGCUCUCCAUGACCAUGCAUGUUUGUUCUAUGAGAAGUGUAAUGCAGACCGUGUAGGCAAAAUUGUGAUAAUUCUGUAACAAACUUCUUUGCAAACUUCGUCAUUACCAUUCAACCCCAAACUGUCAUUGAUUUUCGCUCUUUCACUCAAACUUAAAAACAAAUAAAAACCUUAUACAGAUCACACUUACUGACAUCACAGUGUAAAAACACUACUAUAAAACAGACCGUUAGCUGUCAUAACACUGAACAAACUUACAACAACAUCCUCCUUUCUCAUGCAUUUUGUUGCUUUUCUUCUGCAUGAGUUAAACGGUAGUUAAUAUAGACUAAGUAUUAGCCUCCACAGAGGAGGGUGGAGGGGUGCGAGAGGUAAACUAUAGCUAUGCAAUCCCAUGUCCCACUGGGUCCCGGUAAGUUCCACGUAGUGGUUCUAGUUUGUCAUUAUUUUCAGGAGAACCUUAAGUAGCCACGUUUUUGGGCAACGCACAUCAACCGGAAGUGGACUGUUUGCACUCUUCAGCCGUGAUUUUGAACAAAUUUGGGGGCAAAUCGUCUCUUUAAGAGUAAAAACACUUAGCAAUACAAAUUUGGUGGCGUCAAGGCAUAUUAAAAAGCAAAAGGCUAACUUCUGGUUAAAGAACGUUUCUCAAAAAACUCUCGAUGCUUAAAUUCCCUAUUGACUUUGAAUGUGACAACAUUGGGUGCCUGUUCCUAGAUUCCUCGCGGCACUAGCUUUCGCGGGAAAAAUAAAACGGUCCUCAAUGCGUGCAGAGUAAGGAAAGCACGUGCUAAAAAAAUGACGACCUUCUGACUGACUAAAUCAAUGACUUAACGAGGUAAGAUAGCAAGUUUAUGUAUUUUUUACUUUAUGUUGUUUUACAAAGCAAAUAAAUCUUUUUUCUAUUCUUUAUAAGGUUGUUUUCACACGCCAAAACUUUAUCUAUAUAAAGGACUAAAAGGUCAAUGAAUAGCAUGCUUGCAGACGUAUAGGAGGACGACAACAGAGAAAAUACGAGCAGUAAGAACGCAGGCUAAAACAGUGAAAGACCGUCGCAUUGCUUGGUAUGACUCGCUGGAAUUUUUUACUGUUUUUAAGUUUAAAAGCAAUAAACUGAAUUCCGACGGACAAUUACGACUACUAUACUCACGUGCACGUAUCCUACAAACUGCCGAUUUAGUCACUUUAGGCAGGACUCAACAUGCAAUGUAAGUUGAAAUUCACAAGAAAAUUAUAUAAAUCAGAAUAAUAAGAAUGCCGUUUUUUAUAAUGACUUUGUUUCUGAUUCUGCUUUGUUCUCUUUAACCGAUAAUGCCCGUUUUGGAGCCACUUUAACCCUCAAAAUCUGAAGUGGGAGUAGACAACGGGGAAUCACAGUGGCGAAACCAGGGGAGGGGCUUGGGAGGCCCGCGGCCCCCCCCCCCCCACCCAGGAGAGGAGUUCGGGCACCCCCUACCUAUUUAUUUUUAGACCAAACUGAGGCCCGAAGUUCAUCACCAGAUUGGAGGGGUGAAAGUUGAAGACGGAAGAAGAGGGUUGAUACACAGGUACCCGAAAUGUACUUUUUUGGAAGAAUGCAAUUUUAACUUUAUUGGUAAAUAUGUUUCACGACCAAAUAAAAACACAACUUGCUUCGAUAUGCAAUCCAUUUGUUUGUCUUCCUUAUAGCUCAGUAAUAAUCCAUUGAUUCAUCGUAUGUUCGUCCCAUGUAAGAGAAUCCAAGACAGUCUUAGGUUGCGUUCCUUUGGGAUGAUCCUGAUCAGGAACAGUGACUCCUGAUUACUUGGAUCAUGGUAGAUCAACUGAACCCAUGAAUCCUUGCCAGAGUGGAUUGGUCAGCUCAACUGAUUUACCAUGAUCCGAGUGAUCUCGGAUCACUGAUCCUGAUCCAGAUCAUCCCAAAGGAACGCACCCUUAGAGAUUCUGGAUUCCGCCGUGGAUUCCGGAUUCUAGGAACUGGAUUCCAGUCUGAUAAAUAAGUAUUUUUCAGAAAGGAACUUGGAUUCCGGAUUCUAAUCGUUAGUGGGAUUUCAGAUCCCUUGAGCUGUAUUCCAGAUUCCAAAGCCCACAAUGACGAGCGAUGUAGGAGGUUCAAGGAACACCGCUAG
Messenger RNA from Porites evermanni, 13625 nucleotides. The record is from the annotation of a GenBank genome assembly. Lineage: Eukaryota; Metazoa; Cnidaria; Anthozoa; Scleractinia; Poritidae.